UAUUCGUGGCGAAUGCUUUGGAUUUGUCGAGAUUUAAGCGACGGAAUUGUCUCGGCUCGGCGCAAACGGGAGAUGCACUGAGACCCAGCAUCAUUGUUUCUGUUGCAUGGGCCGUAAUGCGGGUUUUCAGUCGGGGCAGCUAGCAGCUAACUAGCUAGCUCAUGGCAGCCCCGAUUGUUAUAAACACAGCUGCUUUAACGCGCACAUCUUUAUUUAGUUCGGUCACUGGAACUGGAGUCCACAUGUACCGCAGUCGCCGAGGAAUGUUUUGCUAGCUAAAAGCACUGGAUGUUCUUCCCCUUCAUUCCUGUUUAGAUUUAUUGCCCUCCUUCUUACCUGCACAAAGCAAAACCACCACCAUGAGUAUUAUCCAAGACAAAUUGGGCAAUGAGUUUUUGCGUAACGGUGGCAUGGACCCCAAUUUUGCACCAGGUAUGCUUAUGUUCAGCCACCUGCCACCUGUCACCAGCUUCACACGGCUGGCCUCCCAGUCCGUUAUGGGCGAGCUGCCCCAGGAGAUGAUCCUGAAGAAAGAACGUGACUCGCCCCCAGAACACCAGGGCGUCACUGGUGGGAACACAGGGGGCUUCCUCCAAAGCAUGGGCAUUAAGCAGGAGCGGCUAAGCGAGCUGGAUUACCGUAUGCCCCUGUAUGGUGGGGGUGGAGGAGUAGGGGUGAACUGUGCUGGAGGGGGCGCGGGGAAGAGUGGUACCGACAUGCCGGACAUGUCUUUCGGCAACCACCACCAAAAUCACCAGAAUAUGCUUCUGCAUGAUCUCAGCCUCGGCAACGUUCGUUCCCUUGGAGAACCGGUGCCUGGAAGACCGGGCAAAGAGCCAAAAGAGUCCUCGGGUAGAAGAGGGCGAAGGAGCAAUGGGGAUGGGCAGGGAGGUAAAGCACGAAGGAAACGCAACGAUGCUGCAAAGGCCAUGAUGUUGGAUGCAGAUGGAGCCUGCCUGUCCCCCAGCUCAAAACCACAUAUCUGUGAGCACUGUAAUGCUGCCUUCCGCAGCUCCUACCACUUGCGCAGACAUGUGCUCAUACACACAGAUCGCACAGGUGAGAGGCCUUUCCGGUGCAGCCAGUGUAACAUGAGCUUCAUUCAGAAAUACCUGCUCCAGCGGCACGAGAAGAUCCACAGUGGAGAGAAGCCUUUCAGCUGUGACCAGUGUAACAUGCGUUUUAUCCAGAAGUACCACAUGGAACGACACAAAAGGACACACAGUGGCGAGAAGCCCUAUCGCUGCGAUACCUGCCAACAAUUUUUCUCAAGAACAGACCGGUUACUGAAGCACAAACGGACUUGUGGAGAAGCCAUAAAGAAGGGCCUGGACCCAAGCAUGCUGGAGCUCAGCGACGCAGAGCUAGGCCAUGGCAGCUAUUCACUCACUCAGGGAAACUCUACCACCUCCGGACGCAAGAGGGCCAAGUCCAAAAACGGCGAGGGUGGCGAGCGCAAGAGGAAGAAGAAUGCCUCUGCAUCAGCAGCCUCGUCCUCUGGGGGGAUGGCCCGUGACCUGGACCUGCAGGACUUCAGCAUGGAGCACCCCUCAGGUUCUAGCCCCGCCAUGCAGGGACGUGCUCCCAAAUUGGUCUUUAAAAAAGCUGGCCGCAAAGGUCUGGACAAGGGCCUCCUCUCUCUGGAAGAUGGUGCUGAUGGACAAAAACAUUUGGGCCAGAAGCCUGGUUCCAUGGAUCAUGUGGAGGAUUCUGGCCUUGAUAACAUGGGUCUACUCCAUGGAGCCGGGGGCAACAAGCAGGGGCCCACCACCAGCAGCAACUACGAUGAUGCAAUGCAGUUUGUGAAAAAGCGGCGCUACCUCCACGCAGUUAACAAUGACUAUGGAGCCGGCUCACUGCAUAUGGCACCCCAAGGCAGUAGUGUAAUCCAGGGCUCCAUGGGGCCUGAGCCCACACUGGCUAUGCUGGACUCGUCUCCUUUGGAGCUCAAGCAUGACAAGUCAGGCAUUCCAGAUGAGGUACUACAAAGCCUGCUAGACCAUUAUAGCCAUAAGCCAGAGGGUGGACACCACCAUGACGUGACAUUCGACCUGUCAGACCACCCACACCACGUGGACCUCCAGCCGGCAGCCCCUGUUACCCCUGAGCUGGAGGAUGACUCGCCCAACGGUGGUGACAAGACGGCCGUGAUGAGCGAAUACUCCAAGUUCCUCCUGCAGGCCCUGGAGCGCACCAGCCAUAGUGGUCCCUUCCCCAGCCUUGGCCCAACAGGGCCUUUUCCACUCCUGUCCAGCAGCUCCAGUCCCACGGGGCCCCUGUUCUCCGACAAGCACGUGUACUCCACAUCCCCGCUGGAUUGUGGCUAUCCGCCUGCUGUCUCCUCCCCACUGCCCAUCGUUGCCCCUUCAUCAACCACCUCCUCGUCCUCCUCCAAGUCCCACUAUGGCAUGCUCGUCGGCUCCCCCUCCCAGGCAGGCUACCACCUCAGCUUGGAACCUACAAGCCACCAGCAGUUGACUCCGUCUCAGGAGCUGACCGAGCAGUUGGAGAAGCAGCACUCCCCCGGCACCUUCAACCUACCUCCCCAGGACCUCACUGCCCCGGGAGAGGGCUCCAAGGGGCAGCAGCCCAAGCCUGGAGGGGGAGCUGCACCCACCAACGGCUCCAGCUACCCAGACCUGUCCCCACUGAACCCCCCUAAAGAAACCACGUAUCAGAUCGAGAACUUCGCCCAAGCCUUUGGCUCCCAGUUCAAGUCAGGACGGCGGACCCCUCUGGGCUAUGGCAGUGAUCCUGGGGCAGAGGUCGACCACCGAAUACGGACUCCAGUGUCAGAAUUCUCAGGGUAUACCAGUUUGUUAGCUGACGUCAGUGAGCCAGUGAGUACAGGAUCAAAAACCCCGACAAGCCAAAGUUUCAGAUAAGGGUCAAACGAGGUGAAUCCAGUAGGGGGCUGUUCUGUUGCUGUCCAUGCGGUCCCCAUACCCAUCCUAAUUUUGUUCUUGUAGCAAAGUUUGUUUUUUAAACACUGCCAUUAAAUGUUAAUACAGAAACGACCAGGGAGGGUCUUCAUGGCCUCAAAUGCAAUUUUUUUAAAAAUAUUCUCAUUUUUAUUAUGUAUUUAGCCGCUCAAGUUUUGUUUAAGAGUAGUGAUUUUGAUAUGAACGUACCGUAGAUUUAAAUGUAAUUUAAAACAUUUAGAGGGUAGCUAUAAACUUGCUUGAUUUUAUUUUUUUAUUUUUUUUUCUGAACCCUUGUGUUUUACCAAUCAUCAUACCAUUGUAAAGUAAUAAUGAACUGUGUUGAUAAUUACAAUAAUAACAUUUGUGGCAGGGAAAGGCCCAGAAUUCAAAUGGCAAAAAAAAUAUAUUGUCUGUUACAAGAAACGUAUUAACUCAGGAAAAUAGGCAAAAUUGUGUAAUAAGACUUUGUAUUAUGAGAUGCAAUUAGCACAGUUUUUACAGGUGUACUUUGAGACUACAAUGCUUUUGAUUUUGUGUUUUUUAUUUUCUUUUUAAACUGGUCAGAACAACAAAUUACAAUACAUUAUCAUGUUUGGUUUCUGCUGCGUGUAGCUUUGUUGAGAUUAUGGUACUGUUGCGUCAAUGUGAAGCCAUCCACAUUUCUUUCGAGAGCCACACAAGAUAGUAUAAAUGGUAGUGGAGUUCAGCCCACAGUGCGCACACGCCAUCUUCUGAAGUGAAGAGGAUGUUUGAACAUAACCGCCUGUUGUUUUGUCGAUGAAGCCUGUCUAACCAUGCACUCCUCUGGUUUGUGCCCGCCAGUAGAAAAGAUGCAGUUCAGACAAAAUCUAACCCACUGCUGUUACAGCAGUCUCAAAAUGCAAUGAACAUCAAUCUGUGAUCUUUUCCUCAUGCUGUUGCUGAAGUGAUUUUUUAUUUUUUAUUUUUAAACUAGUCACCACUUUUUUACUCCACUCCUUGCUGUUCCUUUUUGUGUUCGGUGGAAAUCAAACAAGCACUUUUUAAAAAUAA
Messenger RNA from Micropterus salmoides (largemouth bass), 3956 nucleotides. Its product is annotated as zinc finger protein 281-like. Gene Ontology annotation, biological process: regulation of transcription by RNA polymerase II. The record is from RefSeq and is a predicted model, not a curated record. Gene Ontology annotation, molecular function: DNA-binding transcription factor activity, RNA polymerase II-specific; RNA polymerase II cis-regulatory region sequence-specific DNA binding. Bases 360 to 2885 code for a protein of 841 amino acids. Lineage: Eukaryota; Metazoa; Chordata; Actinopteri; Centrarchiformes; Centrarchidae. The transcript has 7 exons.